This is a messenger RNA of Coniophora puteana RWD-64-598 SS2, 1739 nucleotides long. RefSeq lists its product as uncharacterized. Gene Ontology annotation, biological process: DNA double-strand break processing involved in repair via single-strand annealing; double-strand break repair via homologous recombination. NCBI's taxonomy places the organism in Eukaryota, Fungi, Basidiomycota, Agaricomycetes, Boletales, Coniophoraceae. Gene Ontology annotation, cellular component: site of double-strand break. The record is from RefSeq and is a predicted model, not a curated record. Bases 21 to 1436 code for a protein of 471 amino acids. Gene Ontology annotation, molecular function: double-strand/single-strand DNA junction binding; flap-structured DNA binding; damaged DNA binding. The transcript is spliced from 8 exons.
UGCUUCGUAAACGACGUCCGAUGCCUCCAAAUCCCGCGACUGACGCAAGACUAAAUGCUGCUCUGUGCGCCAAGGUCGCAUCGCUCCACACCGAGCUCACACACCUCCGUCAGCGGUACGACGCCCUCCUUGAGGCCAAGGAACAGGCAGAAGAGAAGGCCAGGCAGGCUUCUGAGAAGCAGCAGGAUGAGCACGAUAAGUACAAUGGGUUCAGAAUAUGGUUCGUCAGCGCAUACAGGGAAGGCAAGCACGGAGAGAUCCGGAGGAUAGUGAAGGAUAUGGAGCAGCAGCUGAACAAGGACGUUGUCUGCUUCGUGGAAAAGGAAGGGGGAACAGGAAAGAAAAAGAAAGGAAAGGAGAACGAGAAGGCGAACGAAGGGAAGGCGGAGACGAAACUAGAGGAUGAGGUCAAAGUAAAGAUUGAGGCGAAGGAAGAUUUCAGGGUCCUGGGCGGUUCGUCAGCCAUCAACGACGCCCCACGUCGACCGUGCACGCCUCCUUCAACUGAUCUACCAGAUUUUCGGGACCCACACCUACUAUCCACGCCAGGGCGAUCCUCUGCAUCCUCGGGACGCUCUACUUCCUCGCCUAUGUCCACCUCAAGCAAACAUAUCGUAAUAUCUGCACACACCACCACCAUCAAAUCUGAGCCACAAUCCCAGCUUCCGAGUGAGCACCAUCAUUCUCCGGCGCACCGUGCUAUCCACGGAUCGUCCCGAGCCGAGAAUACCACGACGAUUAAUUCAGCUUUCACGAUCAACCCAGACGCCAACGGCGGCCGCGCUUACGCCUACGACAGCGUCGUGCGGAACCGCGACGAGCGCCGACACAUGGACGCGGGCGACUGCGAGUGCUGUCAUGCAUACUACGAAGGCGUCGGCCCGAUGCCGCCCAGGCUGCAGCAGCCACUAUGGCGCUCGCCCUCGACGACUCCGCGCAAGAAGAAAGAGAAGCAGAAAGAGCGCUUCGGCGCCGCGCGUACAGAGCCGCGCCAGCAACACCCGAAAUCGCGCCCUUACCCCUCCCCGCACCGCGACCGCACCCACAGCUCGUCGGUUCACUGUCGCCCGGCUGUGUCGUCAUCCGCAUCCGCGUCAGCUUCCACUUCUGGCGUCAACACAGGUCUCAGCGCUAGUACCAGCAACGGAGGACCCUCCUCGCGCCGGAAACGCCGCGACUCCUUCGACGACCCCUCGGACAACGAGGAAGCCGAGAACGCGCAACGUGAUAUCGAAGCGCACAAGAAGGCGAUUUCGAAGCAUCGGUACCACUGGCAGCGCGCUAAGACGCCGCCGGGCUACUGGGACAUCGGGUUUCCAAGCACGCAGGAGGCGGACGCGCUCAAUGCGCGCGCGAGCGCGAUGCAUAGGGAUAAGAUGCGUGCUGUCGAGAGGGAGGCUGCGAGGGGCAAUGGGAAGUACAUGAUGAGGAAAUAGCGGUCCUGGGAUGAGUCUGGCCUUGUCAGUCCGGUCAUCCGACAAUGGAUAUCGAAGCAAGGGCUGGUCGAUGGGCGAGGCCCACUGCAGCAUCGCCGCUUCGAACUCCCGAACGGCACCGUUCAGCAUCGGAAGCAUUUCUAGACUGCUUUAGGUCCUGAUCUCGUCCACCUUCCCUCUUCCACUUCAUACCCGCACUCUGCCUGUUCGUUGCUGUCUACUGGAAAACACUACCAUCUCCUUUCUUUCCCUCACGGACACAGUCACAUCGAGUGACGUCGAUUGUACUUUAUUCGUUUCAUA